CACACACACACACACACACACACACACACACACACACACACACACACACACACACACACACACACACACACACAGCUUUAAUGAAAUAGAAACUGAGAAGGUGAUGUGAGCAGAGGAAGCAGCUUUUGUGUACAGAUGUCCAACCUUCACCUUUGAGUUGAAGUGGCCACGCUUUGUGUUUAGACUUUGGUCCAAUCGUAGAGGAGGAAAGCCUCAGAUUGCAUUUAGACUCAUUUGAGGGGUCCGAGAGCUGGUGAACAGAGAAACCAGGAAAACAAAAGCUAGAGGAGAAUGUGUGUGAAGAUCUCUACAGAGUUCUGCAGGAAUGAGUUCAAUGAAAUCGGUGUUCAUUUGUGAUCAUCAUUCUAAACAAGACGUCCCAUUAUGUACACGUAGUUAGACGUUACUCCUACUUAAGUAUUAGUGUGUUUGCACAGAGCUUAUUUUCUGCAGCAAACCAAAAUCCAUUGAUAGAAAUGCCAUCGCUGCGUUUUGCUGAUGAUACUUCCAGGUAAAAAUAUUUCAUUAAUAUUUUUUUAAUUACAAAAAGGCUUUAUUAUGUGGUUGUUUUUUCUCUUGAAGCAGUGAGAAGAAUCAAAGGAAUGCAGAGUAGUUCACUUCUUGUGACAAUAUGAACAUGGGAAUAUAAAAGGUCAUCAAUAUUGUUUUAUUAUCGUGAGAGGAAAAUUUGCAUUUAGCCAACUUUAAAAUGUUUGAAGAGAGGGAAAUAUUAUCUCUAUGAUGGAUCCAAGAGAAAGAUUCUGCAUGUGACCUCAAUAAACCCUGAAUGAUGCCAAAACAUAGUGUCAAAUGUCGAAUGUUGCAAUGUUUGAUUCUGAAACAGAAAUCUGUUUAAAAGUCUACAAAGGGAAGUCAAAGUUAUUUAUUUGCCUUCCUUAUUACUUCACUACCUUUGGCCGAGGGCCGUUAGUGUAAGUCUGUGGUUUGAAGCACCAGCACAUGUGCUUGCGGCUGACACACCUCACACAAGGAAUUACACAGGGUCGAUCUGAGGUGCAUGUUAGGGGUGAAAAGCAGAAUAAUGUCUUCUUAUUGUUGGGUAUUACUUCAUGUUGCCAAACUAGAGCUUUACACAGGUUUUGUUUAGUUUCAUAAAAAGUGUAAUUGCUCAGGAAACCGGCACACCUGUGUGCAGCAGCCCUGUUUCCUGGCUUGUAUUUGAAAAAAGGGAAAGUUUAGGAUAGUUUGUUAUUCAAAUACUAAACGUAUUUAACAAGUGUAUUAUAAGUGUAAGAACUGAAGUUUAAGAGUUUUUUUUUAAUUAACAAGUGCAUCUCAAAGGUAAACAGACUGCAGCAAAGUACAAAUCUUUGUACGGCGUACAGAGUUAUAAUGUGUUUCCAUCACCGGCGGGAAAGGAGCUGUACUUUGUUGAGGUGCUGCUGUUGGGAUUGUGUUGGUGUUUCUGUACUUUAGACUGAGGAUACACAGAAACGAUACAGUGACCUCGAUUUAACUUGCAUGUCUCUGCAACACUAUUGUGUAACAAAUGAUUCUCCAAUCACAGGAGUUAACUGGGUCAGAACCUUCAACACGAAGAAGGAGUGAUCGUCUCAGCUGCUCCUCAUCUGCUUGUGUUCGUUAGCUGUUUGUUAGCUUGUCAUCAUCUAUCUAUGCGGUUUGAUGCUGGCUUUGAUGAUUAUGGCACAGUGUGUAAAAGUCGCUCAUUCACUGUUAAGCUUGGAUGAUUUUAAAAUUUAAAUUCUUCUCUUGGUUUUGAAUUGGUUUCAAAUAAAUGUAAAUACAGUAUAAAUAAAUAUAUAUAUAUAUAUACUGUUACAGUUGCUCUAAAGAUAACAGAGACAUGGUGGUCUGAGCAGUAACUAUAUUUGGGUUUUACGUCGAAACAGAUGAAGGGAUCAUGAGAUGCAGCAGGUGAGGAAUCACUCUGUAUAUUAGUCAGCACUCUCAAUCCUCCUUUCACUCUCUGCAUGAAAAGCAUGUAUCCUCAUUUUAAAAUGCAAAUGUCUAAUUAUGUACCCGAAAGCAGAAGCUGCGUCUGCACGGAGGGACAGAAGGUGUGACAGUAGUUCUCCGUGGCAAAGGAAGGCACAGCAAAAUUGCAUCAUAUUUUUUAAAGUGGUAAUUAAACUAUAGUAGGCUGGAAAAAAAUGGACUGAAACAAUGACGAUAUCAUUGAAAGUCAUCAUGUACUUAAUGGCAGCUGGUGUGGGACUCUCCUCCGUCAGAGGACACAAAGGAGGACGUGAGAACGUAACCGACUUGAAUGAUACUACAACGUUGGCAGAAAACUACAGCCUUGGACAGAAUGGCCAUUUUGAAUGCCACUAUCCAGACAGCCAUGAGAGCAAUGAUAAAUUCCUGUGCAAGGGGAGCAGUCUUCUCAACUGUAAUUGGUGGAUAAAUGCCACCGAGCAGGAGAAAGAUGUGCAUAAAGGCAAGUUUCACAUAAGGGACAACAGAAGGAAGAAGUACUUCUACGUGGACAUCGGCAGUCUGAGCAGAGACGACUCUGGGACCUACUGGUGUGGCUCCAGCAGCACAGCGGCGCAUGUGUACACCAAAUUCCUCCUCUCUGUUACUGAGCGCACUGAACACCGACACACAACCAGAAGACCUGAUCCAGAUCCUCCGGCUGUGCAGACAACAGAAUCCUUUAAAGGCCGUGAAGUUCUCCAUCCAGGCAGAUCAUCUGAGCAGAGGAGAGACGAUGAACAUGACACAGAGGACGAUCCCGGAGAUCACCAGUACGUGGAGAUACGGAUGCUGGGCCAGCAGACACGGCCAGCAGACGCACCGCUGUCUGUUUAUGCAACCGUCAACCGUCCCGCAGACGAGCUCCACUACGCCAGUGUCACCUUCCAGCAGCACCGUGCCGUUGUCCCAGCAGAGGAGGGGGGGGAGGGGUGGGGGAGGGGGAGGGUUAACGGCCUUUCGCCUGUUGAUGUCAACUGAGGAGUUGCAUUUGUGCUGUUUGGCCUAAUUACGCCCCGGACGGAGAAGAGUAAUUCAACCAACAUUUUUGAGUGAAGAACCUGAUGAUGUGGAAUAAAUGUGGAGACAACCAGUUUGCUAAUCAUUAUUUUCAUGACUGUGAAGCUAAUCUGACAGUAGUAAAUCUUCACAAAAAUGUAUUUCUUCUUAUUUUAAAACCAUUUCUCGGUCUCUCUGUGAAGAAACGUAAUUAAAUGUCUGUAUCUUGA
Gasterosteus aculeatus aculeatus (three-spined stickleback) is the source of this 3185-nucleotide messenger RNA. Its product is annotated as CMRF35-like molecule 8. NCBI's taxonomy places the organism in Eukaryota, Metazoa, Chordata, Actinopteri, Perciformes, Gasterosteidae. Gene Ontology annotation, molecular function: transmembrane signaling receptor activity. The record is from RefSeq and is a predicted model, not a curated record. Gene Ontology annotation, cellular component: plasma membrane.